This is a messenger RNA of Meriones unguiculatus (Mongolian gerbil), 2927 nucleotides long. Its product is annotated as keratin, type II cytoskeletal 78-like. Gene Ontology annotation, molecular function: structural constituent of skin epidermis. The record is from RefSeq and is a predicted model, not a curated record. Gene Ontology annotation, biological process: intermediate filament organization; keratinization. The transcript has 9 exons. The coding region runs from base 64 to 2814 and encodes 916 amino acids. Gene Ontology annotation, cellular component: keratin filament. Lineage: Eukaryota; Metazoa; Chordata; Mammalia; Rodentia; Muridae.
AGAAGCACACACACCGUGACCAUCUCCAGUCUGUCUGAAGCUGCGGGCCUGUCUGCCUCUGCCAUGUCUCUCUCCCCAUGCCGGGCCCAGAGGGGCUUCAGCACCCGCUCAGCAUGCUCUGCCCUCUUGGGGGCACGGGGCAGGGCUGUCGUCAGCAGCAGGAGCCUCAGCUCCUCCGAGAGACGCAGAGGAAGCUCUUGUGAGCGAGCCUGGGGGGCACAGGCCAGGCAGGGGAUAUGGUUCGGGCAGGGGAAUGGAAGGCCUGGGCUUUCCCAGUGCCCUCCAGGGGGCAUCCAGGCCGUGACCGUCAACCAGAGCCUGCUGACCCCCCUGAAGAUCGAGGUUGACCCCCAGAUCCAGGUGGUGAAGACACAGGAGACUCAAGAGAUCAGAACCCUCAACAACCAGUUUGCCUCCUUCAUUGACAAGGUGCGCUUCCUGGAGCAGCAGAACAAGGUCCUGGAGACCAAGUGGGCGCUGCUGCAGCAGCUGCAGGGCAAGCACAGUCCUCAGGGCCUGGAGUGCAUCUUCGAAGCCUGCCUGGCCCGGCUCAGGCAGCAGCUGGAGGAGGUGCAGAGGGAGCGGCGGGCUCUGGACUCCGAGCUGAAGACCUGUCGGGACCAGGAGGCUGAGUACAAGUCCAAGUAUGACCAGGAAGCUCACAAGCAUGCCUCGGUGCAGAAUGACUUUGUGGUCCUUAAGAAGGAUGUGGAUGAGGUUUUCCUGAGCAAGAUGGAUCUGGAGGGCAAGCUGGAGUCUCUGAGAGAACACGUCUGCUUCUUGACACGCCUGUACAGAGAAGAACUGGGGCAGCUACAGGCCCGGGCAGAUGACAUGUCCGUGGUGCUGUCUGUGGAUAAUAACUGCUGCCUGGACUUCAGCGACAUCAUCGCCGAGGUCCGAGCCUGCUAUGAGGAGAUCACCCGGAACAGCAAGGCCGAGGCUGAGGCCGUGUUCCAGACCAAGUACCAGGAACUCCAGGCCUCAGCCCAGGUUCACGGGGACAGCAUGAAGGAAGCGCAGGCGCAGAUCGCCCAGCUCCGGCAGGCCAUACAGAGGUUGCAGGGUCAGACGGCCAGCCUCAAGAAGCAGAACGACGGUCUGCAGUCGGCCAUCGCUGAUGCCGAGCAGCACGGGGAGAUGGCUCUGAGGGAUGCUCAGGCCAAGCUGGAUGAGCUGGAGGCCGCCCUGAGAGCAGCCAAGCAGGACAUGGCGCAGAUGCUGCGGGAGUACCAGGAGCUGAUGGGCACAAAGCUGUCCCUGGACGUGGAGAUCGCCACCUACCGCAGGCUGCUGGAGAGCGAGGAGUGCAGGGCAUCUAAGGAGCACAUCAGCCAGGUCACUAUCUCCACAGCAGGAGGCAGUGUUGUUAUGCCUGGAGGAGUUGGUGGAGGCCAGUUGAUCAUACCCGGAAGAAUUGGUGGAGGCCAAAUGGUCACUUCUGGAGGAAUUUGUAGAGGCCAAAUAAUUGUCCCUGGAAGAGUUGGUGGAGGUCAAAUGGUUGUGCCUGGAAGAAUUGGUGGAGGCCAAGUGGUCAUUCCUGGAAGAAUUAGUGAAGGCCAAGUAGUUGUGCCUGGAAGAAUUGGUACAGGCCAAGUGGUCAAUACUGGAGGAGUUGAUGGAGGCCAAGUGGUCAUUCCUGGAAGAGUUGAUGGAGGUCAAAUGGUUGUGCCUGGAAGAAUUGGUACAGGCCAAGUGGUCAACACUAGACAAGAUUAUGGAGGCCAAGUGGUCAUUCCUGGAAGAAUUGAUGGAGGUCAAAUGGUUGUGCCUAGAAGAAUUAGUGAAGGCCAAAUGGUUGUGCCUGGAAGAAUUAGUGAAGGCCAAAUGGUUGUGCCUGGAAGAAUUAGUGAAGGCCAAAUGGUUGUGCCUGGAAAAGUUGGUACAGGCCAACUGGUCAAUACCAGAGAAGAUUAUGGAGAUCAAGUGGUCAAUACCAGAGAAGACUAUGGAGGCCAAGUGGUCAAUACCAGAGAAGACUAUGGAGGCCAAGUGGUCAAUACUAGAGAAGACUAUGGAGGCCAAGUGGUCAAUACUAGAGAAGACUAUGGCGGUCAAGUGGUCAAUACCAGAGAAGACUAUGGAGGUCAAGUGGUCAAUACUAGAGAAGACUAUGGAGGCCAAGUGGUCAAUACUAGAGAAGACUAUGGCGGUCAAGUGGUCAAUACCAGAGAAGACUAUGGAGGCCAAGUGGUCAUUCCUGGAAGAGAUUGUAGAGGCCAAACGGUCGAGCCUAGAAGGGAUUGUGCAGGCCAAAUGGUCAUGCCUGGAAGAGAUUGUGCAGGCCAAAUGGUUGAGCCUGGAAGAGAUUGUGCAGGCCAAAUGGUCAUGCCUGGAAGAGAUUGUGCAGGCCAAAUGGUCAUGCCUGGAAGAGAUUGUGCAGGCCAAAUGGUUGAGCCUGGAAGAGAUUGUGCAGGCCAAAUGGUCAUGCCUGGAAGAGAUUGUGCAGGACAAAUGGUCAUGCCUGGAAGAGAUUGUGCAGGCCAAAUGGUCAUGCCUGGAAGAAAUUGUGCAGGCCAAGUGGUUAUGCCUGAAGGAGCUGGUGAUGGCGAAGGAGGCACUUGUGGACUCAGGGGCUGGGGAGGCAGCUUUGGGUCUGGAGGCUGCUCUAGCAUCGUAACUGGUGGCUUUGACAUCCCCCAGGGAUCUGGGUACAGCCCCAGCAUGAGUUUCUGCUCAGUGUCUGGCUGUGGCCUCAAUUCUGGCUCUGGCCUCAGUUCUGGCUCUGGCUUCAGUUCUGGCUCUGGCUCCAGCUGCCGUACCAUCUUGAAGAAGACAGUGGAGUCAAGUCGGAAGACAUCUGUCAUUUGUUGAGUGAUCAGGCAGUCACAUCCCUCGUCAGCCCAGCAGCCCUGCUCCCCUUCUAUCCCCCGUCCCCCAUGUCCACAGCCCAAAGCUGGGCCCUGGAGAAAGUCAAUAAAGCCUGG